AUGGUUUUCGUCAAAGUCCAAAGAAACGCUAGAAUUUUGCCUAUUAUCAUAACCAGGCCAGUGAGGAAACCUAGCAGGGCAGCCAUCGUAAUCAUUAUGAGUGAUUAUUAUAAUCUUUCAAGCAGAUCCUUAAGCUUCCUUCUUCUUUUCCAGACCGUCAGUCAAGAGGACGGUGACUCACGCAAUCCAAUAACCUACGAUCUUCUGCAAGAAAACCAGUCGAAGACUUCGAAGACACGGCAAUAUGUGGCGGCUAUGAUAAUUUGUUUGGGUGCGGUUGCCGCUGGAACUGCGUUAUCCUGGACGUCUCCUGUUUUUCCGCAGAUGUCUGCCGGAAACCAAAGUUGCUUAAAUUCCACUUCUGGUGAUACUUCCAACUCGACUUCCAACGAGAAUGACAUUCUACUGACCGAUUCGCAAAAAACAUUGGUGGGAUCCAUGUUGCCCUUUGGCGCCCUUUUCGGAGCCCUCCCCUCCGGAUAUAUUGCCGAUAGGAUCGGGCGACGGUCUACAGCCAUGGUCAUGGACAUUCCCUUCAUCUUGGCCUGGAUCACGCUCAGUUUCGCAAAUUCCGUCGGCUGGCUUUACUUGGGCAGAUUUUUAAUCGGUAUCGCAACGGGCAGCUUCUGCGUGGUGGCUCCCAUGUACAUUUCGGAAAUCGCGGAGACCAGCAUUCGCGGCAGUCUGGGCACGCUGUUCCAGUUGCUCCUUACGAUCGGUAUCCUGUUCAUCUACGUGGUGGGAGCUUUUGUCACAUGGAAAACCCUGAGCAUGCUCUGUCUAAUCAUACCCAUCCUGCUGCUCGUCGGCCUGUUUAUCGUGCCCGAAACGCCAGUGUAUCUACUUAAAAGGGGUAGGCGCUCCGAGGCCAAUCGUGCACUAAAAUGGCUGUGGGGAGAUUACUGCAACACCAGCAACGCCAUCCAGGCCAUCCAAAACGACCUGGACCAGACUGGAGCGGAUGCAUCCGUGAAGGAUUUGUUCAGCAACCGCGCCUCGCGGAACGGUAUGGUGAUCUCCGUGCUGCUGAUGGUCUUCCAGCAGUUCUCCGGCAUUAAUGCCGUGAUCUUCUUCAUGAACGAGAUCUUCAAGUCCAGCAGCACGAUAGAUCCCAAAGCCUGCACCAUAGUGGUGGGUGCUGUGCAGGUGCUCAUGACCCUGGCCUCCUCCAUGCUCAUCGAGAAGGCCGGCCGCAAGAUCCUGCUGAUCUUCAGCAGCACAAUCAUGACGGUCUGCCUGGCCAUGCUGGGUGCCUACAACACCAUCCAACGGCACACUGAUGUGUCCCAGUCCAUUGGCUGGUUGCCCCUGCUCUGCAUAGUGCUGUUCAUCGUGAGCUUCUCCGUGGGCUACGGCCCCAUUCCCUGGAUGAUGAUGGGCGAGCUGUUCAUGCCGGACGUUAAGGGCAUCGCCGUCUCCCUGAGCGUCAUGAUGAACUGGGUGUGCGUGUGCCUGGUCACAUGGCUCUUCGGCGUGCUCAAUGCCGGCGGUGCCGAUGUGCCCUUCUGGUUCUUCAGUGCCUGGAUGGGAGUGGCCACUGCCUACGUGGCCAUCGCCUUGCAGGAGACCAAGGGCAAGAGUGCCAGCCAAAUCCAGAGCUGGUUGAGCGGACGCUGAGGAUCACAGGAGGACUCCAUGCCAUAGUUUAUUCUAGUUGAAUGCCAUUGAACUCGUAGUUGAAUAAGCAGCCCUUGCAAAGAUACUUUUGAAUACUUUCUAUAUUUCACUUAUAUUUUCAACGACUUACAAGAAAUUGAACUUCAGCCAAGAUAUGUAAUCUUUUCCUAAUUUUAUUACAAUUUGUUUCGGACUCAAGGCCAACCUAACUUAUUGUUGUUCCACAAUGUUCAGAUCCGUAGUAUAGUUCAACUAGUUCCUAAGUACUCAUGGUCACGCCCAAAUAUCUAUAUAAGAUUCGCUGGACUUCCACUUCCACCCACUUACAUAUGUACGUGCUCUCCUUUUGUAUAAACCACCUGCUCUGUGUACACACACGUACUUUGGGAUUGCAAAGACAAAUACCUAUAUUUAUACUUCUGUGUGCUAAUUUUAACAAAUGUACAUACAUACAUAUAUAUUUGAUAAUAAAAGUAAACUGUACAGGAA
Molecule: messenger RNA, 2106 nt
Organism: Drosophila simulans
Lineage: Eukaryota; Metazoa; Arthropoda; Insecta; Diptera; Drosophilidae
Product: facilitated trehalose transporter Tret1-2 homolog
Exons: 5
Coding region: 1-1617 (538 amino acids)
Biological process (GO): carbohydrate transport; transmembrane transport
Cellular component (GO): membrane
Molecular function (GO): sugar transmembrane transporter activity
Source: RefSeq, a predicted model, not a curated record